Dufourea novaeangliae is the source of this 1877-nucleotide messenger RNA. Its product is annotated as putative inorganic phosphate cotransporter. Bases 45 to 1541 code for a protein of 498 amino acids. The transcript has 5 exons. Lineage: Eukaryota; Metazoa; Arthropoda; Insecta; Hymenoptera; Halictidae. Gene Ontology annotation, molecular function: transmembrane transporter activity. Gene Ontology annotation, biological process: transmembrane transport; monoatomic anion transport. The record is from RefSeq and is a predicted model, not a curated record.
UAUUCUCUUCGAACAGUCGGGUUUCGAAGAACAUAUUCGACGGAAUGAUAUCUGCUUGGAAAAUAUUUUGUGGGAGAAUUCCGCAACGAUGGGUAUUCGCAGUAAUGGGAUUUUUGGCAUUAAUCAAUGCUUACGCGAUGAGAGUUUGCCUCUCGAUCACCAUUACCAAGAUGGUAUACCCGCAAGAAAGUACCACGAAUGACAUCGGUAAUAUUUGCAAUAUCACGGAGCAAGACCAACAUGAUUCCAACAACACGGUAUCAACGGAUGCGAAACUGUACCACUGGGACGUAUUCACUCAGGGUAUAAUAUUGUCGUCGUUUUACUGGGGUUACGUGAUAACACAUUUACCGGGUGGAAUGCUGGCGGAGAAAUUUGGAGGAAAACAUUCCCUUGGUCUGGGAAUUCUAGCGACCGCUCUGUUCACAUUAAUUACACCGGUGGUGGUAGAAUUUGGAGAAUCGACGGGUCUAAUUAUCCUUCGCGUGUUAAUGGGUCUUUGCGAGGGCACAACGUUUCCGGCGUUGAACACGAUGCUUGCACAGUGGACACCGCCGGAAGAACGAUCCAAGAUUGGCUCGUUGGUAUUCGCUGGUUCUCAGCUCGGUACAGUGUUCGCGAACUCGUUGUCCGGAAUAAUACUUCAUUACUCACCGAUGGGCUGGCCAGCUGUGUUUUACGUGUUCGGUAGCGUUGGGGUACUCUGGUUCUUGAUAUGGCUGGUAACAUGCUACAACAAUCCGGAUACGCAUCCAUUUAUUUCUGAUAAGGAGAAAAACUUUUUGAGAGAAAGAAUGCAAGCGCAUACGCAUAAAAAGCCACCCUCGGUACCAUGGAGGCACCUUUUGAAAUCCGUGCCACUUUGGGCAUUGAUAACCGCGCAGAUCGGCCACGACUGGGGUUUCUUCACAUUGGUAAACGAUCUGCCGAAAUACAUGAGCAAUGUACUCAAGUAUUCGAUUAAGAGCAACGGGUUGCUCUCUGCGUUACCUUAUCUAACAAUGUGGAUCUGUAGUGUAAUUACAUCUUGGAUAGCCGAUUGGAUGAUCACAACUGACAAGAUGUCGCGGACCAACGUACGUAAACUAGGCACGACUAUUGCUUCGCUCGGACCUGCAGUGUUCGUUAUGGGCGCAUCCUACGCCAGAUGCGACAGAACAACUGUCGUUAUAAUGUUCACCCUCGGCACGACACUGAUGGGCACAUUUUAUCCAGGGAUGAAAGUUAACGCGCUGGAUCUUAGUCCAAAUUACUCUGGCACGUUGAUGGCUCUUGUAAACGGAAUAGGCGCUUUAACUGGUAUCAUCACACCUUACAUCGUCGGCCUGUUAACUCCGAACCAGAAUCUUGACGAAUGGAGAAUCGUAUUUUGGAUCGUCCUUGUCGUUUUCGUUGUGACCAACGUAGUUUUUGUAUUUUACGCAAGCGGCGAAGUUCAAUACUGGAACGACCCUGAAUUCAUUACAAGAGAAAGAGAAGAGAAACGAGCGAAAAAAAGAGAUAAGAAGAGUGACACUGCUACGUCUGCGCUGUCUCUUUAGUAUUCUCAAUCAUUGUAUCGCGUAAUGUGUCCUCCUUGUAUAGGUUUACCUAUAUUAUAACCAGCGCCUUAGAAUUAAGCGUUUCUCCGUCAACGUACUCUUACACUUUUCUAUUAACUAGAUACUCUUCCUCUUGUGCGUCUAGUCCAUAUUUUUUCCGUCUACCACGGAUUCGGGUUAAAAAACUAACGAAACACACACACACACACACACACACACACACGCACAAAGCCGUGUGAGAACAUAACGAGGAAUUUUUAAUGUAGAAAACUCUGGAAUGCCUCAAGGAAUAUGUUAUCUAGCGAAAACGAAAGAAAUAUUUGGAGGACGUUUCAU